Messenger RNA from Thunnus maccoyii (southern bluefin tuna), 2995 nucleotides. Its product is annotated as cGMP-dependent protein kinase 2. Bases 211 to 2520 code for a protein of 769 amino acids. The transcript has 20 exons. Gene Ontology annotation, biological process: protein phosphorylation. Gene Ontology annotation, molecular function: cGMP-dependent protein kinase activity; ATP binding. Lineage: Eukaryota; Metazoa; Chordata; Actinopteri; Scombriformes; Scombridae. The record is from RefSeq and is a predicted model, not a curated record.
ACAACGUUGAAUUCUAGAAGCAUUAUGGAGCAGUGAAGAGUGUUUUUGGCAGCAGGUGGAUUGUCAUUUUGAAUGCAUAUCUCAGCCACGCUGUAGAACAUUUUUAGCAUUUAAGAAAGGAGACAUCAACAAAGUAAGAGCAGCUUCCCAACUUGCAGAGCAUCCUAUUAAGACAGUCAUCGCCGUGAGUUGAACCUAAGGACCAUUCCUAUGGUGGCCAGCCAAUGCCUGGCCAUGGGCAACGGUUCGAUAAAAGCCCCGCGGGCUGAGGAGAACAGCUGCCUGGCCUCCAUCCACACAGACCCUCCUGGCCUGGACACAGACGUCCUGAGGUUGCGGAUCACACACCUAGAGACUGAGCUGGCACAACGUGACCAAGAGUUUAGAGCCCAGGAGCUCCAGUUGCAGCAUCUACGGAGGGAACUGGAGGCCAAGAUCUCCCAGAUUGACAAGCUCCAGGAUGCUAUUGGCUACAACAACAGCUUGGGCCGCUCGCCACCGAACCUUUGCCACCACAGCCACCGCCGCUUCAGCGUCAUUAACCAGGGUCCCAGCCGCUUCCACAGGGUCGCCGUAGAGGUCCACCGCAGGCUCAAAGCUAAAGAGGGUGUCUCUGCUGAACCAACCUCAGAGAACUUCUGCGGGGGUUUCAGAGCUACACACAUGUCCAUCGCAAAGCCUGUCCGCAAAGACUCAAAUACCAAGAAGCUCAUCAAUGAUGCCAUCAUGAACAAUGACUUUCUGAAGAGGCUAGAGCCACAGCACAUGAGAGAGAUGGUUGACUGUAUGUACGAGAAGGUUUACACCAAGGGACAGCUCGUCAUCCAGGAGGGGGAACCCGGAAACUACCUCUACGUACUAGCAGAGGGCUUGCUGGAGGUAAUCCAGAAUGGGAAGCUGCUGGGGGACAUGGGUCCUGGUACAGCGUUUGGAGAACUGGCCAUACUGUACAACUGUAAGAGAACAGCCUCUGUAAAAGCUGUGUCCCAGUCUCACAUCUGGGUACUGGACCGCAAGACCUUCCAGACUAUCAUGAUGCGAACCACACAGGCCAGACAUGAGGAGUACUUCAGCUUUCUGCGCAGUGUAUCUCUACUCCGAGAACUGCCUGAGGAGAAACUAGCCAAGAUAGUUGAUUGUCUUGAAGUUGACUAUUUUGAAAAAGGAGAGUACAUUAUCAGAGAAGGUGAAGAGGGGAACACUUUCUUUAUUAUCGCGAAAGGAGAGGUGAUAGUCACUCAGAGCACAGAGGGCUGUGCUGAACCACAGGAAAUCAAGACCUUGGGAGUUGGAGACUACUUUGGAGAGAAAGCUCUGAUCAGUGAGGAUGUUCGUUCAGCCAACAUCAUCUGCAAUGAGAAUGACACACACUGCCUGGUGGUGGACAGAGACAACUUCAACCAGAUGGUGGGAACUUAUGAGGAGCUUCAGGCUUACCUGAAGGAAUACGUGGAGGAGCUCUCCAGGAGUGAUGAGAGGAGGAACGCUCUGCCUCAUUCACCUCAGAUUGACUCUGCGGAAGCCCAGGAGCUGAGAAGGCUGCGGGAGAGGAUUGCUCUCUUGCCUCCUCACCAGCCUUUCCAGGAGCUGGAGGUCAUAGCCACGCUGGGCAUGGGAGGAUUUGGACGAGUGGAGCUGGUGAAGCUGAAGGACGAGGACAUUACAUUUGCUCUGAAGUGUAUUAAGAAGAAGCACAUUGUGGACACCAGACAGCAGGAGCACAUCUACUCUGAGAAGAACAUCCUUCAGCAAACCAACUCACCAUUCAUCAUCAGGUUGUUCCGAACAUUUCGGGAUGACAAGUUUGUCUACAUGCUGCUGGAGGUGUGUCUUGGAGGAGAGCUGUGGACUGUGCUUCGGGACAUGAGUUAUUUUGAGGAAUCCACAGCCAGAUUCUGUACUGGUUGUGUCUUAGAGGCCUUUGAUUACCUCCAUACCAUGGGCAUCGUCUACAGAGACCUGAAACCUGAAAACCUUCUCCUGGAUGCUGAGGGUUAUGUCAAAAUGGCAGACUUUGGCUUUGCUAAAAAGAUCGGCCUUGGAAAGAAGACUUGGACAUUCUGUGGGACCCCGGAGUACGUAGCCCCAGAAGUUAUCAUGAACAAAGGCCAUGACUUUGGAGCUGAUUGCUGGUCUUUGGGAAUCCUCAUAUUUGAACUUCUCACUGGCAACCCCCCCUUUGCUGGCUCAGACCCCAUAAAGAUCUACACCAUGGUCCUCCACGGCAUUGAGAAAGUGGACUUCCCUAAGAGAAUAGGCAAGCGUCCAGACGACCUCAUCAGGAGACUCUGCAAACUAAACCCAGUGGAUAGGCUGGGAAACAAAAAGAAUGGCAUCAUUGACAUCAAGAAACACAAGUGGUUCCAAGGCUUCAACUGGGAGGGUUUGAGGCGUCACAAACUCUCAUCUCCACUGAAGAGAGAGCUGAGGGGGCCAAUGGAUCACAGUCACUUUGACAUCUUUCCUCCGGACACAGAGGAGCCUCCUGAUGAGCUGUCUGGAUGGGAUAAAGACUUCUGAAGACUCCGAUCAUACACAGUCUGUGCAACAACUACACAUCUGGCUUUUGAAGCAGCAAUGAGUUAGCAAGCUAACUCCUGAAGCUUUGGCUGACUUGAAAUGGAGCACGUCACCAUGGUAACUGAGAAUGAACAUGCAGCCUGCUACUGUAAAACCUGUACUGUAAAAAUUUGUCUGUUCAUACUACUUCCUUUUCCCUGUUUACCUUUGCUGCUUCAACAGCCACAUCAUGCUGCAGUGAUCAGUACUUCCAUCACACCCUGUCUGUACUGGACUUGCUUUGUGAGAAGCCAUUUGUUUUUCUAAAUCCCACAUCAGCAAGACAGCGGAUAGUCUAUGACAGCCUCCAUGGAACAACAUUUUAAAUCUUCUCAUUUUUCACAGUUUUUAAAACCAGCCUUGCACAUGUUAUGUAUUAUUUUCACAGGUAAUAAAAUUACAAAAUGUGUUGUUGCUUUAUAUAAUAUUUUCAAGG